UUCGACGCUGUACUGGGAGCGAGGAGGCUGUGGUGAGAGACGGACCGAGACCGGAGAUGUUUUCAAGCCCGGUCCCGACGGCGUUAGUGGCGGUUGCAGCGGCGACGAAGACAACGACAGCGACAGUCACGCGAAGUCAGUCGUUCAGGGGGUAAACCCUCCUGCGCCCGCCGUGCCUCGGGUUCGUGCGGGCGAGGGGGGCGUGGCGACAGGAGAGGAGGAAGGAGGGGCGCGGUUUCGAGCCUGUCCCCGGCGCCUGGGAGGAGACCCUUCGGUUCCGCGCUGCUCCCGUCUCCCCUCCCCCGAGCAAGAUCCAGGAUGAGAAGACUGAUAAAAGAAGAAGCUAGCUGAACAGCUAUAAAAUGCCCAAAUCUGGAUUCGCAAAACCAGUUCAGAGUGAAAAUUCUGACAGUGACAGCAAUAUGGUAGAGAAACCAUAUGGAAGAAAGAGUAAAGACAAGAUUGCGUCCUACAGCAAAACUCCCAAAAUUGACCGAAGUGAUGUUGGCAAAGAGAUGAAAGAGAAAUCAUCCAUGAAACGUAAACUUCCUUUUACUAUUAGCCCAUCACGAAAUGAAGAACGAGAUUCAGACACAGAUUCAGACCCAGGACAUACAAGUGAAAAUUGGGGGGAGAGACUUAUAUCUUCUUACAGGACAUAUUCAGAGAAAGAAGGUCCAGAAAAGAAGAAAACAAAAAAGGAAGCUGGAAAUAAGAAAUCCACACCAGUUAGCAUUCUUUUUGGUUAUCCACUCUCUGAACGAAAGCAGAUGGCACUUCUCAUGCAGAUGACAGCAAGAGACAACAGUCCAGAUUCCACACCAAAUCAUCCAUCACAAACAACACCAGCCCAAAAGAAAACUCCCAGUUCUUCAUCUCGACAAAAAGAUAAAGUUAAUAAAAGGAAUGAACGUGGUGAAACUCCUUUACACAUGGCAGCUAUUCGAGGAGAUGUGAAACAAGUCAAAGAAUUAAUAAGUUUAGGGGCAAAUGUGAAUGUGAAAGAUUUUGCAGGUUGGACACCACUUCAUGAAGCUUGCAAUGUUGGAUAUUAUGAUGUUGCUAAGAUACUUAUAGCAGCUGGAGCAGAUGUUAACACACAAGGAUUAGAUGAUGACACUCCACUCCAUGAUUCUGCUAGUAGUGGACACAGAGAUAUAGUGAAACUGUUGCUUCGUCAUGGUGGAAACCCAUUUCAAGCUAAUAAACAUGGGGAGCGCCCAGUGGAUGUAGCAGAAACAGAGGAAUUGGAGUUAUUGCUAAAAAGAGAGGUGCCUUUGUCUGAUGAUGAUGAAAGUUAUACAGAAAUGCGUAGACUUAUAAUCCAAACCCUUCAAGGUACAGGAUAUCUCCACACUCCGGAAAGUUCCCUCAUGCCCCUUCCAGAUUCUGAAGAGGCUCAGUCUGUCAAUCCUUCUAGUGUUGAUGAAAAUAUUGACUCUGAAACAGAGAAGGACUCUCUCAUCUGUGAAAGUAAACAGAUUCUUCCCAGUAAAGCACCUCUUCCAUCUGCCCUCGAUGAGUAUGAGUUCAAAGAUGAUGAUGAUGAAGAAAUAAAUAAAAUGAUUGAUGAUAGGCAUAUUCUUAGGAAAGAACAACGAAAAGAGAAUGAAUCUGAAGCAGAAAAAAGUAGUUUAUUUGCAAAACAAGAGAAAUCCUUCUAUUCUAAAUCAUUUAAAAGUAAAAAACAAAAGUCAUCUAGGGUUCUUUAUUCAAGUACUGAAAGUUCUGAUGAAGAAGUUCUUCAAAACAAAAAGGUUUCUACUGCAUGUUCUAUUCCUGAAACAACAAAUUCUGAUAUACAAAACAAAAAAGAAUAUGAAUAUAAACAGAAAGGCAAAGUUAAAAGAAAGUUAAAAAACCAGAACAAAAAUAAAGAAAACCAAGAGUUAAAGCAAGAAAAAGAGGGAAAAGAAAAUACCAGAGUUUCAAACUUGACAGUUACAACCGCACUAGAUUGUUCAGAAAAGACCAGAGAGGAGGGGAAUUUUAGGAAAUCUUUUAGUCCAAAAGAUGAUACUUCAUUACAUUUAUUUCAUAUUUCCACUGGUAAAUCUCCCAAACAUUCUUGUGGAUUGAGUGAAAAACAGUCAACACCACUGAAACAAGAACAUACUAAAACAUGUUUAUCACCAGGAAGCUCUGAAAUGUCACUACAGCCUGAUCUUGUUCGGUAUGAAAAUACAGAAACUGAAUUCUUGCCUGAAAGUUCAUGUGUAAAAUCUUACAAGCAUAAGGAAAAAAACAAACAUCAGAAAGAUUUUCACUUAGAAUUUGGUGAAAAAUCAAAUACCAAAAUGAAGGAUGAAGAUCAUAGUCCAACAUUUGAAAAUUCUGAUUGCACACUGAAAAAAAUGGAUAAAGAGGGCAAAACACUGAAAAAACAUAAGUUGAAACAUAAAGAGCGAGAAAAAGAAAAGCACAAAAAAGAAAUUGAAGGUGAAAAGGAAAAAUAUAAAAAUAAGGAUGGUGCUAAGGAACUGCAGAGGAGUGUGGAAUUUGAUAGAGAAUUUUGGAAAGAGAAUUUUUUUAAAAGUGAUGAAACUGAAGAUCUUUUUUUAAAUAUGGAGCAUGAGUCCUUAACAUUAGAAAAGAAAUCAAAAUUGGAAAAAAUAAAAGAUGAUAAACCAACUAAGGAAAAGCAUACCUCAAAAGAGAGGAACUUUAAAGAAGAAAGGGAAAAGAUUAAAAAGGAAAGUGAGAAAUCUUUUAGGGAAGACAAGAUAAAAGAAGAAAGAGAAAAUGUACCUACAGAUAAAGAAACAGAAUUCGGUUCUUCAUGUUUAAGUGUAAAUGAGGAAUCUCUAGGGCUGCAUUCAACAGAAAAGGAAAUAGACAUUGAAAAACAAGAAAAGCAUAUAAGAGAAAGUAAGGAAAAAUCUGAGAAACGAUUUCCAACUAAAGAAAAAGAUGUUGAAAAGAUGGAAAGAAAAAAUUCUGAAAAAGAGAAGAAGAUAAAGCAUGAGCAUAAGUCAGAAAAAGACAAAUUAGAUUUUAGUGAAUGUGUUGAGAGAACAAAAGAAAAGGACAAGCUAUAUUCACAUCACACAGAAAAAUGCUAUAAAGAAGGUGAGAAGAUCAAAAAUAGUACUACUAAAAAAACUGAUGACAGAGAAAAAAGUAGAGAAAAGAUGGAUAGAAAACAUGACAAAGAAAAAAGUGAAAAAGAGAGACAUUUAGCAGAAAGCAAAGAAAAGCACUUGGAAAAAAGAAAUAAACAAUCAGAUAACAGUGAGUAUGCUAAAUCAGAAAAAGGCAGAAGUAAAGACAAAGACAGGGAAGUAGAUAAAAAGGAAAAGUCCAGAGAUAAAGAAAGUAUAAAUAUUACUAACUCCAAACACUUACAGGAAGAGAAAAAAUCAAGUACAGUAGACAGUAGUAGUAAAGCACAACAUGAGAAAACUUUAUCCCUUAAAGAGAAAACAAAAGAUGAACCUUUGAAAACUCCCGAUGGAAAAGAAAAAGAUAAAAAAGAUAGAGAUAUAGAUAGAUACAAAGAACGAGACAAACAUAAAGAUAAAAUUCAACUAAAUAGUUUACUCAAACUAAAAUCCGAAACAGAUAAGUCUAAAUCUAAGACCUCACCAGCAUCAAAAGAUAUUCGACCUAAAGAAAAGAGGUUAGUGAAUGAUGAUUUAAUGCAGACAAGUUUUGAGCGAAUGCUAAGCCUUAAAGACUUAGAAAUAGAACAGUGGCAUAAAAAACAUAAGGAAAAAAUUAAGCAAAAAGAAAAGGAACGGUUAAGAAAUCGUAAUUGCUUAGAACUUAAAGUAAAAGAUAAAGAAAAAGCAAAACAUGCCCUAGUUGAGUCCAAAAAUAAAGAGCUUACUAGGUCAAAGAGUUCAGAACUGGCUGAUGCUUAUGCCAAGGAGAAGCAGUCUAAAGAUGCUGUAAGUAAUAGAUCACAAUCUGUUGACACCAAAAACGUAAUUUCUUUAGGGAAGUCAUCUUUUGUUUCAGACAGUAGCUUAAACAGGUCUCCUAGAUCAGAAAACGAAAAGCCAGGUCUCAGCUCCAGAUCUGUAUCCAUGAUUUCUGUUGCUAGUUCAGAAGAUUCCUGCCAUACUACCGUGACAACUCCACGGCCGCUGGUUGAAUAUGACUCUGACUUUAUGUUAGAGGGUUCUGAGUCCCAAAUGUCAUUUUCCCAGUCGCCAUUUUUGCCAAUUGCCAAAUCUCCAGCUCUUCAUGAAAGGGAGUCGGACAGCCUUGCUGAAUUGCCAGAACGGAUUAAGCCACCAUAUGCAAAUAGACUUCCAGUAUCCCAUCUCAGGUCAUCUUCUGUAGAAGAUGUUAAACUAGUUAUAAAUGAGGGGAGACCUAUUGUAGAAGUUCGAAGAUGUAGCAUGCCAUCUGUCAUUUGUGAACAUACAAAACAAUUCCAAACAGUAUCAGAAGAAAGCAAUCAAGGUAGCUUAUUAGCUGUGCCAAGAGAUAUUUGCCCUUCUCCCAAACCUGAGUUAUCCUCAAAUGUGCCUGAAAGAGAUCUCUCAAGUGUGUCUAACAUACAUUCCAGUUUUGUGGCCUCUCCAACUAGGUCUUUAAACAGCAGAUAUAUUCCAGCUGAUGUAAAUGUAAUCAAGAAUACUGCUCCAGUGGGUGCCAUGGACAGUCCUGUGCAUGUAGAACCAUCUAAUCAAGUUGGUGUGAUCCAGAGUAAAUCAUGGGAGAUACCUGUUGAUAGACUGGAGUCACUAAGUACUAGUGACUUUAUCUGCGCAAAUACUAGUAUACCUGAUCAAGAGUCCUCUAUUCAGGGUUUUUGCAAUUCAGAAAACAAAUUAUUGAAAGAACAUCCUACUGAUUUUUUAUCUCUCCACCAGACUGAACUGCAAGGAAACUCUUGUGCUCAGGAUUCACCAUCCUUUCUUCCUUUACAGCAACCUUGUUCUUUCCCCAAUCAGUCACUUUCAGAUGCUGAAUCUGUCUCCAAACACGUAUCUUUGUCAUAUGUUGCCAAUCAAGAGCCCAGUAUUUUACAACAGAAAAAUGCUAUACAAAUGAUCAGUUCUGUUUUAGAUACUGAUAACGAAUCUGCAAAAGAUACGGAAAAUACUUUCGUCCUAGCAGAUGUCCCAGUGUACUCUGAAAGCACUAGUCAAGAAUCAUCACCAAAUUUUGAGAAAGCUAACAGUUUGCCUGUAUUACCAUCAGAAAAAGACUUUAAUGGAAGUGAUGCCUCCUCCCAACUAAAUACACAUUAUGCAUUUAGUAAGCUAACCUAUAAAUCUUCCAGUGGCCAUGAAGUUGAGAACAGCACAACUGACAUUCAGGUUAUUUCACAUGAAAAAGAAAACAAACUGGAGAGUUUGGUUUUAACUCAUUUGAAUAAGUGUGAUUCUGAUUUAUGUGAAAUGAAUGUAGGGAUGCCAAAAGGAAACCUAAAUGAGCAAGAUAAUCCAAAACAUUGUCCUGAAAGUGAAAAGUGUUUGCUUUCCAUUGAAGAUGAUGAAUCUCAACACAGCACUUUAUCAAGUCUGGAAAACCACUCGCAGCAGUCAGCUCAGCCAGAAAUGCAUAAAUAUGGUCAGUUAGUUAAAGUAGAAUUAGAAGAAAAUGCUGAAGAUGAUAAAACUGAAAACCAAAUCCCUCAAAGAAUGACUAGAAACAAAACAAAUACAGUGGCAAAUCAAAGCAAACAGCUUCUUUCUAGCUGUGCACUAUUACCAGAAAAAGACAGUGAAUCUUCAUCUCCUAGGGGAAGAAUAAGAUUAACUGAAGAUGAUGAUCCUCAGAUUCACCAUCCACGGAAAAGGAAAGUGUCCCGUGUACCUCAGCCUGUACAAGUGAGUCCUUCUUUACUACAAGCAAAAGAGAAAACACAGCAAUCUCUGGCAGCCAUUGUAGAUUCUCUGAAACUAGAUGAGAUUCAGCCAUACAGUUCAGAGAGAGCAAAUCCAUAUUUUGAAUACUUGCACAUAAGGAAAAAAAUUGAAGAAAAGCGCAAAUUAUUGUGUAGUGUUAUUCCUCAAGCACCUCAGUAUUAUGAUGAAUAUGUAACAUUUAAUGGAUCAUACCUCCUGGAUGGAAACCCCUUAAGCAAGAUUUGUAUUCCCACAAUUACACCACCACCUUCUCUGUCAGAUCCACUUAAAGAGCUUUUUCGGCAACAGGAAGUUGUAAGAAUGAAACUACGUUUGCAACACAGUAUUGAAAGGGAAAAACUUAUUGUAUCCAAUGAACAGGAAGUUUUACGUGUUCAUUAUAGAGCUGCAAGAACAUUGGCAAAUCAGACACUGCCAUUUAGUGCUUGUACUGUCUUACUGGAUGCAGAAGUAUAUAAUGUACCAUUGGACUCUCAGUCUGAUGACAGUAAGACUUCUGUGAGAGAUCGCUUUAAUGCAAGACAGUUCAUGUCUUGGUUACAGGAUGUGGAUGAUAAAUUUGACAAAUUAAAGACCUGUCUUUUAAUGAGGCAACAACAUGAAGCUGCAGCUUUAAAUGCUGUCCAGAGAUUAGAAUGGCAGCUCAAACUCCAGGAACUUGAUCCUGCCACCUAUAAAUCUAUCAGCAUUUAUGAAAUUCAGGAGUUUUAUGUUCCCCUUGUUGAUGUUAAUGACGACUUUGAAUUGACUCCUAUAUAGCAGUUAUAACAUCUUGAUGGUGUUUUUCUAAACUGAUAAUGCUCAAGCAUUAUACUGUGGAAAUACUGCCUUUGACAAAAUACUGAACUAUGCCUUUACAGUUGUUAGUAAAAUUGGAUUAAAGUUGGUUAUGUAGUAAACACUGUCAUUUUAUAAAAAUGAGAAAUAUUUUGGAUCCUAGGUCCAAACACAGUUUCUAACAGAAAACUAUUAUUUAUAUUGAAGAAAGGUAACUAUUGGAUAGAGCACGUUGGCAGACUGUAGUAGUUAUUUAAAAAGUUGAGAAUCUGCUAACAGCGCUGGAAGUUGUUAGCACUCUUAAGUAACAAGAUAACCACUAGUAUUCAAAUCUCUUUCAGGUUUUAUUAAAAAUUUAUCAGUAAACUAAAAGGUUCCAUUCCUACCAAAUAGUUUCUAAUGUGGAAGAAAACUUGGCACAAAAUUUCUUCAGUUUAUUAUAUCUGUAAAUUAAUUGUAUAGUUUUCUUUUUGAAAGUUUUAAUAUUGUCUUCCUUUUUAAUAACUUAUUUUAUACAUAUUGUGCAGAUGUACAUCUUGUAAUUAAUGGUCAAAAUGUAUACAAAGGGAUUGGUAGUCAAAACAUGUACAAAGAAAUAACUGUAAAACUGUUUUGUCUAAUGCUUUAUUGGACCAAAGUUGUAGUUUGUAUGGAGUGUACUAGCAGUGUGUUCAAGUAGUAAAUCUUUAAAUAAGGCAUGCAUGUGUUUGAGUUAGCUUGUUUUCAUCACCAUAACUGUAAAGAUUGUGACUUAAUUGUAUUGCAUGCUUCCUAUAAUUUAACUCUGUCCAUAACUGAUGCCUGGAACAGUGUGAGGCGUUUCAUACUCGUCUCUUGUGGUAGAACCUGUGACUUACAGUGUUGGACACAUUAUUUAGAAUUAGUCAAAUGAAGAAACUCAGCUCUUUUUUCAUCUCACAGUAGAGCCUAUUUCCUGCUGGAACAACAAAUAUGCCUUUGAAUGAAAAUUCUGAAAUUGUAAAUGUCUAUUUUAAUACUCAACUAUGAAAGAAUCUGUGAAUAUAUGUAAAUAUGUUUAAUAAAUUUUAUUGGUCAUGUUAAAUCAUUGUAAAACUUUUUUACAUUGCUUAAAUUUAAUGUUUUAAGCUUAAUAACCUUUGCACUUUUAAAAUAAAAACUGAGUACUUAAAAAAGAGAUAUUGCUAGUCAAAAUAAGUAAAAGCUUCUUAGGAAUAUUCCAAUUGAUCUCUGAAAUGUUUAUGAAAGAUGAAUAUGUAUUUUUCCUUGUGUAUCAAGAUGCAAAACAUAAUUUGCAAAAUUUUAUAAUUGAAAUUAGAUUUGGUAUGCUGUUUUAUAAUAAAAUAAAUAGCAAUAUACUUAGAAAAAUCCAGUUUCUCCUAUAACAUAUAGAUUAAAUAUUCAGGACUAUUUCAGAUCUAAAAUCUACUGCUGAACUUCGAAAACAUUUUUGAAAGGAAAAUUAAUGUAAAAUUCAUAAGUAUCUGAGAUGAAAUUUAUGAAACUUUCCACAGUAUUUUCUUGAUUUAUAAAAUAAUGCUGGAUGUUUUCUGAUCAAGUAAAAAGAAAAUAAGAGGAAUGAAGGUGGUUUAAAUUCAACUUGCAAGUUGGAAAUGACAGCUAUUGGGAGAGAAUGUAAAGUUUUUGAGUGCAAAGGUACAUAUUAAGCUUAGGGAUUUUUGAAUUUUUACAUCAGUUUAUAUUUUCAUUCUUACUGUACUUAGCAUGCGCAAUAAAGCAGCACGUGUAAAAAAAUACACAGUGCAAGGACUUUAUUAUAAAGGUUGGAUAUAGUUUGUUUUCUUUAGAAAUUUAGGUGAGCGAUUUUGGCCUUUUUUAUUGAAUAAAUCAGGCCAGAAAGGCAGGGUAGAUUUUGAAGCACUGGUUUUGUUGAAGUUAAGUUUAUUAAGGCUGGGAACAUUAAAAGCUAAUUUAUAAAAGCAAUACUUUUUAAUAGGAAAAACUUACUGCAAACUUUGUUUAUAUUUUCACCUCAAAAGAAAAUUUGAUGGGAUCAUGUGGCAAGUCAUAAAAUAUAAACCCAGAUUAGUAAGCAUUGAAGUUAUAGAAAAUAAAAGGAAUAAAUUUAUAGAGCAUUUUGUUCUGAUGGCCCAGAUAGAGAAAGGAUGGGGGGAAAUUUCACUGGCCAAACAGAACAAGAUGUAGAAGAAAAAAGCAAGCAAUCAGGAAUCUGGCAAGUUUCAGUCAUCCCAGCUUUUUAAUCUUAACCACAGUACUCCCCCUUUCAAUGGUACCUCAAAAAGCUGGAGCCUCUGCCGUGAUUCUACUACAGAUUUUCUCUGUAAGGUGACUAAAAGCUCAUCAGGAUAGCUUAAAAGAAAAAACAUUACUGCCUUCUCAUUGGAAAUUUAUAAUCAAGUAAGUAGUUAAGGGCUCUUGAUAUUAAAGAUAUUCUGAAGCUCCGAAGUACUAGAAAAAUACUUGGAAUGGGGUAUAUACCUAAAAAGGUUCUGGAUUCUGAAAGAAAAAUAAAUGAUGGUUAAUUUAAUCAGUGAUUCUUUUUAAACUAUUCAAAUAUCAUGAACAAGAUACUAAAUUGUACCUAAGGAUUUGUAUUUCUUUUAAAUCUUGUUCUAAAUCAUAUCUGUUUAAUAAAUGACUAGUUGAUAUUUGUGCAUGUUAUUUAAUAAAGAGUUAUAUUUUUAUAGAAAAAGUGGAAUGUGUGCUAAAUGUUUUUACUUAAUUUUUUAGUCUCAUAUAACCGUAAGCCAGUCACCAAUGUUUACUUGGGCUGCUGGUAAGAUUGCAGAAAUAUUCAUCCUGGGGCUGGGGAGAUAGCUCAGCUGGUAGAGUGCUUGCCUCGCAAUCGCAAGGGAGAAAAAAAUCAUCUUGGGAAAACAGCCUCUGAAGAACUAGCCUUUCAAGUUCAAAUCUAUUCAAUAAUGAGAAGUCUCACAAAUGAUUUUUUUAGUAGAUAUGGUGCAAAUCUUAUAACUGCAAAAAUCUCAAGCAAAGAACCCCAGGAAGCUCAUUUUAAUGGGACUUAAGGAUUAUAUUCUAGAAACUGAGUACAGAGAAACUUAGUAUUUUAUUUUCCAGAAAGCAAUCUGUUUUAUUCUCUCUCAUAUUCUGACACUUAAAAACCUUAAUUUUUAUAUAGAGGAAAUUGAUUAAAAAUUCUGACAUAGUCAUUAUCUUUUUAUGUUUAAAAAAAGCAUUUUUACCUCUUUAAAAAAAUAAUUUUCAAACAUUUAAGGCAAAGAGAUACUUACCUUUGGAAAAACUUGUGUCAAGUUUAGUGAUUAAAAAUUGUAUUUCAUUGAUUUCUAAUGGCUUCUUUGAAAUCUUCCUUGUACCUAAAAUAGAGUUUUAAAACCCUAUGAAAUGUCACCCAGAAUGUUUCGAGUCAUGGAAAACCAGGAUUCAUGAAAGAAACUGAGGCAAAUAAAAUGUAAACAAUUGCAUUAAUCCAAAUGACUAAACAAAAAUAAUAUAUUAGCCUUUACUAAAGCAAGUGUAACUAGAAAGAUUGCCUUUUUCUGGUGAUUAAGUAUAGUAUCUACAGAUAAUAUAAUUGCUUUGUACAUGUGCCAUAUUGCUAUUAGAGAAUUUUCUUUCACCUGACGAUAAACAGAUUUACUCACAUGGGGAAUCAGUUUUAUUACUCAGCAAUGUAUUACUCAGCAAUCUAAGAAAUACGUAAAGCACAUUUAUUUGUUAAUGAGUUUUCAAAUGUAUUUUUUUAAAAUCUGGAUGCUAUAUCCAAAUAUCCAACUAGAACUAGAUAAAAACGUCUUAGGUAGCUAUUUUUUCCUCACUUUUUAAUGCUGCUGUUAAUAUGUAUGAGACAUAUCUAGCAUAUGUUUACAGGUUGAAAAGUACCACUGUAAUAGAUUACUUAAACAGAACAUUUGUAAUUUCCUCCUCUUUAAUAGUUAUAAUUUAUAUUCAGUAAUACCCAGAUCUUAGGUAAGCAGUUUGAUAAAUGCUUGACAAAUCUUCAUGUCACCCUGACCCAAAUCAAGAUGAUAUAAAGCAUUUCCAUUACUCCAAAAAGUUUCCUCAUGUUUCAAUCAAUACUCCCUAGCCCACAGGCAACCACUGGAAUGAUUCCCAUCACCAUGUGUUAGUUGGACCUAGUUUGAAUCUCACAGAAAUGGAAUCUGACAUAUACUACUGUAUCUGCCUUCUUUCUCAACAAGAUUUUUUAAAUUCAUCCAUGUUGUAUAUAUCAGUAAUUAGUAAUUUAUUAAUAGUAUAUUGUACAAAUUUGUUUAUUUGCCUGUUGAUAGUAUUUGGAUUGUUUACAGUU
Sciurus carolinensis (gray squirrel) is the source of this 10854-nucleotide messenger RNA. RefSeq names its product ankyrin repeat domain 12 (gene Ankrd12). The record is from RefSeq and is a predicted model, not a curated record. Gene Ontology annotation, molecular function: protein binding. Gene Ontology annotation, cellular component: nucleoplasm. NCBI's taxonomy places the organism in Eukaryota, Metazoa, Chordata, Mammalia, Rodentia, Sciuridae. The transcript has 14 exons. Bases 363 to 6584 code for a protein of 2073 amino acids.